AAGAGUACCUGUUCAGGUGGACCAGGACGACUCGUUAGAAGAACCAUCAUGGCACUCCAAUGGGUGAAGCCGUGGAUCGCUCUGCUCUUCGGACUAUUUGCUGCACAUUCUGAGACUGUUAUGAUUCCAGACAUGACUUCCAUUGGGAGUCUAUAUGAUUCCAAACUGCAAAUCGUAUCAGCAGGAGUGAGUCCCACUCAUAACGGGCAGGUCUGCAGCACAUGGGGUAACUACCACUACAAAACCUACGAUGGAGACCUCUUCCAGCUGCCCUACACCUGUAACUACGUGCUGUCGUCAUUGUGUAAGAGCAGCAGCGGCUACGAGGCCUUUAACAUUGAGCUGCAGCGCGGGGAGGUAGAUGGGCUGCCCACCAUCACCAAGGUUUCUUUGAAGCUGGAUGGAACCUUCGUGGAGCUGGCCAACGGUAACGUCAGCAUCAAUGGAUUACAGGUCACCAUACCGUUUGGUCAGUUUAACGUCUUCAUUGAGAGGACCGUUUCCUAUGUGAAGAUCACAGCCAAGCUGGGGUUAGUCAUCAUGUGGAAUGAAGAUGAUUCCCUCUGGGUGGAGCUGGACUCAAAGUUCCAGAAUCAGACAUGUGGGCUGUGUGGAGACUUCAACGGAGUCCAGAACGAGUUCGUUAGGAAUGAUGAUUAUCUGAAGACAAUCGACUAUGGUGAUAUUUGGAAGAUGAAUGGCCCAACAGAAACCUGUACAGAAAUCCCUGGUCACACUGAGCAGUGUGAAGACCAGACCAAACUUUGUGAGCAGCUUCUCACCAGUCUUGCCUUCAGUAGCUGUAAGGACCUGAUUGCCACAGACUCCUUCAUCAAGGCCUGUGCAGAAGACAUGUGUCACUGUGGCAACAGCAGCAGCGUCACUUGCGCCUGUCCCACCAUGUCAGAGUACUCCCGCCAGUGUGCUCACGCAGGGGGGAAACCCCAGGAGUGGAAGACCGACCAGUUCUGCUUGAAGACGUGUCCUUUAAGCAUGCAGUACCAAGAGUGUGGUAGUCCCUGCACUGAUACCUGCUCCAACCCAAAGAGGAACCAGCAUUGUGAGGAACACUGCACCGAUGGAUGCUUCUGCCCUGCUGGAACCGUGUUUGAUGACAUCACUGAGACUGGCUGUGUAGCUGUGAACCAGUGCUCUUGUCUCCACAACGGACAAUCUUACCAGCCUGGACAAUCAUUCUCAAGAACAUGCCAUGAAUGUACCUGUAUCCAAGGCCAGUGGAGUUGUAUGGAUCUAGAUUGCCCUGCUACCUGCUCCAUAGUGGGAGGUUCCCACAUCACCACCUACGAUGGGAAAGCCUACACCUUCCAUGGAGACUGCUCAUAUGUCCUGUCCAAGCAAACCAACGAGACUGCUUUCACAGUCCUGGGUGACAUAGUGAAAUGCGGGAAGACGGACAUUGAGACCUGCCUAAGAUCUGUAACCCUGGUGACUCCAGAGAACACGAUGAUCGUCAUCGAGGCCAGUGGAAGGGUCUUUGUCAACAAGAUGUUUUCUCAGAUGCCGCUUUUCAUGGCUGAUGUAAGGGUCUUUCAGCCCUCUACGUUCUACAUCGUUGUGCAUACCUCUUAUGGGCUCCGUCUAGAGGUCCAGCUAACACCUAUAAUGCAGGUCUACAUCGUAGCUAGCAGUUCACACAAAGAAAAAACCCAGGGUCUUUGCGGAGACUUUAACGGUGUCCAAGCUGACGACUUCAGAACCAUCAAUGGACUCGUGGAAGGAACCGCUGUGACGUUCGCCAACACUUGGAAGACCAAAGCAAGCUGUCCUGAUGCGGCACAGAACUUUGAGAUCCCAUGCAGUCUGAGUGUAGAGAACGAGAGAUAUGCCAAGCACUGGUGCUCAAUGCUGUCAGAUAGUGAAGGAAUAUUUUCCCAAUGCCACACUGAGAUCAACCCAAAUUACUACAAGGAAAUCUGCAUAUAUGACAGUUGUAACUGUGAGAGGAGUGAGGAGUGCAUGUGUGCUGCGGUCUCCUCCUACGUCCAUGCAUGUGCUGCUGCAGGCGUCCUGCUCAGUAGAUGGAGAAACACCACCUGUGGGAAGUACUCCUCCAGCUGCCCUGACACGAUGGUCUAUGACUACACCAUGACCAGCUGUGACCGUACCUGUCGUUCACUGAGCCAGACAGACUUCACCUGCCAGUUAGACCAUGUGUCUGUGGACGGCUGUGGCUGUGCCGAGGGAACCUACCUGAAUGACCAGGGAGAGUGUGUCCCUGCCUCACGCUGCUCCUGCUACAAUGGAGGCACAGUAGUGCCCCCUGGAGAGGUCACCAGGAUCUAUGGGGCUACUUGCUCUUGCAGAGAUGGGAAAUUAAGCUGUACUGGAGAACAACAACAUUUAUCCUGUGAAGAACCAAUGGGUUUCUUCAACUGUUCUAGUGCAGGGCCCGGAGCCAAGGGCUCAGAGUGCCAGAAGAGCUGUCAAACACUAGACAGUCACUGUAUCAGUGCAGAGUGUCUGUCAGGCUGUGUAUGUCCUGAUGGUCUGCUGUCUGAUGGAAACGGAGGAUGCAUCAAGGAAGACCUAUGUCCCUGUUCUCACAAUGGAGUCUAUUACCAACCUGGACAUGUGCUCAAAGUAGACUGCAAUACCUGCACUUGUGAAGGCAGAAAAUGGCAGUGUACCAAUAAGCAGUGUGAUGGGAUGUGUGCCAUAUAUGGAGAUGGGCAUUUCAUCACUUUUGAUGAGGAAAGGUUCACUUUCAAUGGAGAUUGUGAAUACAUUCUUACUCAGGACUACUGCAGCAACAAUCCAAACGGUACCUUUAGAGUGAUCACAGAGAACAUUCCCUGUGGAACCACCGGCACCACCUGUUCCAAGGCCAUCAAGCUCUUCUUGGGGAGCAAUGAGAUCAUACUAGCAGAUGAAUCUGUAAAAGUGAUCAAACAAGAGAACGGGGUUGACGUACCAUACCAGGUCCACUCUAUCGGUCUCUAUGUUGUUGUUGAGGCUGAAAAUGGCCUGAUCCUCAUGUGGGACAAGAAGAAUAGCCUGUUCAUCAAACUCAGCUCUACCUUCCAGGGCCAAGUGUGUGGUCUGUGUGGAAACUACGAUGGUAAUGGAAAGAACGACUUCACGUCCAGAAACCAGGAAGUGGUUGUUGAAGCUCUGGAGUUUGGGAACAGCUGGAAAGUGUCACCCAGUUGCCCCAACGCUGAUGUCAUAAAAAACCCAUGCACUUUAAGAUCAUACAGGCAGUCCUGGUCUCUGAAACGCUGCAGCAUCAUCACCAGUAACGUUUUCUCAGCCUGCCACUCACAGGUGGACCCCACGCCAUUCCAUGAUGCCUGUGUGAGGGACUCGUGUGCCUGUGACACUGGGGGAGACUGCGAGUGUUUCUGUACAGCUGUAGCAGCCUACGCCCAGGCCUGUAACGAGGCAGGGGCUUGUAUCAAGUGGAGAACAACAGAUAUCUGCCCUCUGUUCUGUGAUUUCUACAACCCUAUUGGUGAGUGUGAGUGGCAUUAUAAUCCGUGUGGAUACCCCUGUAUGAAGACCUGCAAGAAUCCCUCAGGAACUUGCUCCAGUCAGAUCCCUGCACUGGAAGGUUGCUAUCCAAAAUGUCCUUCGGCCCAGCCUUAUUUGGAAGAAAGUACCAUGAAGUGUGUCAGUAAGAAGGACUGUGGUUGCUACGAUGGAGAUGGAACUCAUUACAACGAGGGAGAGGUUAUACCUUCCAAAGAGAACUGUCAGCCAUGUCGUUGCUCAUCAACUGAGGUCAGAUGCAGCUAUGAUGUCCAAGCUUGUUAUUGUUUCUACGACGGCAGAACAUACCCGUAUGGAGCGACCAUAUAUCACACAUCUGACGGUGAUGGGACUUGUAUUACUGCCACCUGCAAAGAGAACGGAACUAUUGUCCGGAUUAUGAACCCCUGUCCCAGCACCCCAACUCCAACAACUACACCAACAACACACAUAUCCACCCAAGCACCGACAACAUUUGUUUUCUCAACUCCUGCCACUACCCCAACCACAACCACAACCCCUACCACUACCUCAACAACAACCCCUACUGCUACCCCCACAACAUCCCCUACCACCUUCACAACCCCUACAACUACCCCCACAACAACCAUUACACUGACAACAACCCCUUCUACUACCCCCACAACAACCCCAACUUCACCAACAUCCACUUUACCCACUACUACUCCACACUGCCUGAAAAAGACUGUCUGUGAAUGGUCAGACUGGAUUAGCAAAUACUAUCCCUCUGUUGGACCAGAAGGAGGAGAUUAUGAAACCAUAGAAAAUAUAAGGAAAUCUGGUAUUGAUAUUUGUAGCCAACCUAAGGAUGUAGAAUGCAGAGCCAAAGACAACAUCUAUGUUCCUUUGGCCGAACUAGGUCAAAAUGUUGAAUGCAAUCCCUCAGUUGGACUGAUAUGCCACAACAAGGAUCAAGGCAUCCCACCAAUAUGCUACAACUACGAGAUCAGAGUCAGAUGUUGUGUUGAUGUUGUUGAUGUUUGUAGCAAUGGGACAACUACCACCUCAGAAAGGCCCACAACAACCAUUACAACAUCAUCAACUACCCCAACAACAACAACAACAAGAACAACCAUUACAAAAACAACUACUGCAACUACUUCAACAACAAAACCUUCCACUACCCCAACAACUACUGCAACUACUUCAACAACAAUGACUACAACUACUUCAACAACUAAACCUACCACUACCCCUACAACUACCACAACUACAACUCCUAACACUACCCCAACAACUAGUCCUACCACUACCCCAACAACAACUCCUACCACUACCCCAACAACUACUACAGCUACUUCAACAACCACUCCUACCACUACCCCAACAACAAAUCCUACAACUACCCCAACAACAACUCCUACCACUACCCCAACAACAAAUCCUACCACUCCCCCAACAACAACUCCUACCACUACCCCAACAACUACUUCAGCUGCUUCAACAACAACUCCUACCACUACCCCAACAACAUCUCCUACCACUACCCCAACAACAAAUCCUACCAUUACCCCAACAACAACUCCUACCACUACCCCAACAACUACUUCAGCUGCUUCAACAACCACUCCUACCUCUACCCCAACAACAACUCCUAACUCUACCCAAACAACAACUCCUACCUCUACCCCAACAACAUCUCUUACCACUACCCCAACAACUACUUCAGCUGCUUCAACAACCACUCCUACCUCUACCCCAACAACCACUCCUACCUCUACCCCAACAACAACUCCUAACUCUACCCCAACAACAACUACUACCUCUACCCCAACAACAACUCCUACCACUACACCAACAACAACUCCUAACACUAUCCCCACAAUAAAACCUACCACUACCCCAACAACAACCUUUACCACAACCCCAACGACCACCACAACCACAAAUCCUACCACAUUAUGCUUUUGCACAUACAAAAAUCUACAUUUCCCUGCUGGUUCCUUGAUAUAUAAUGAGACUGAUGGGGCAGGCUGGUGUUUCACAUCCUACUGUAACUCAAGUUGUGUUGUUGAGAAACAAGCCAGACCAUGUCCCUCUACGACCCCAGCUACAGUCAGCACUGUCUCAGCUACAGUCAGCACUGUCUCAACUACAGUCAGCACUGUCUCAACUACAGUCAGCACUGACUCAACUACAGUCAGCACUGUCUCAACAACAACAGAAGCUACCCAUUCUACAACAUCUACAUUGUCCCCGACUACACCUUACACGGGCUGUGAAUAUGUCAUUCCACCAAGAAAGGAUGGUGAGACUUGGAAGACAGACAACUGCACUACUCAGACUUGCCACAGGGGUGUAAUUACCACGACGUUUGUGGUCUGUGAGUCUGUAGAAAAGCCUGUAUGUGAAAAUAGAUACCCACCAGUGAAAGUCUAUGACGAAUCAGGUUGCUGCUAUCACUACGAAUGUGAAUGUAUAUGCUAUGGAUGGGGAGACCCUCAUUACGUCACAUUUGAUGGCCAAUAUUACAGUUUCCAGGAAAAUUGCACCUACGUUUUGAUGAAAGAAAUAGUUCCUCGACAGAACUUCAGUGUCAUCAUCGACAACUAUAACUGCGAUCCGUCUGGACAUGCGACCUGCCCUCAGUCUCUGAUUGUCUAUUACAAGUCCUAUGAAAUCAUUCUUACUCCGAUGAGAUUAAACGUGACAACAAAUAUGGUUUACAUCAAUGGAAAUCAGAUCUUCCCAACCUUUUCUAAUGAAGACCUCAUGAUCACCAGCACUGGGGUGGAGUUACUGUUGAAGAUCCCUGCCAUUAAAGCAACAGUGAUGUUUAAGUCCCUUAUGUUCAGUGUAACCCUGCCAAACUCCCUAUUCCACAACAACACAGAGGGGCAGUGUGGUACCUGUGACAAUAUCAGGAAAAACGAUUGCAGAUUACCGAAUGGAAAGAUUGACCCAUCAUGUCCUGGGAUGGCUCAUGAGUGGAAGAUUCCUGAUGUUAAAAAACCCUACUGUGAACGGCAACCCACUACCCCACCUACCCCAUCUACCCCACCUACCCCACCUACCCCACCUACCCCCACGCCUCCAACCUGCCCAUCAAGAAAGACAUCAAUCUGUGACAUCAUACUUAGCCCGGUCUUUAAGCAAUGCCAUGACGUUAUCCCACAACAACCCUUCUUCGAGGCCUGUAAGUUUGAUGUCUGCCACAUGCCAAAUAUCUCAGUCGGCUGCUCCAGCCUGGAAGCCUAUGCCGUGAGGUGUGCAGCAGCUGGAGUCUGUAUCGACUGGAGGAAAUCAACUAAUGGAAAAUGUGAACUGACCUGCCCUAAGACCAAAGUGUAUAAGGCAUGUGGCUCUACUAUCCAGCCAACAUGCAAUUCAAGAUACAAUGAAAAAUAUGUGCAUUCAUGUCAGGGAGCACAAAUGACCCGUGACUUUGUAUGUGACUCAUUCAUGGAGGGCUGUUUCUGCCCUGAGGGUACCAUCUUGUUCAACACAUUCUCUGACACCUGUGUUCGUGACUGUGGAUGCACAGGACCUGAUGGAAAACCCAAACAGUUUGGUGAGACUUGGUACAGUAACUGCCAGAAGUGCACGUGUAAUGCUGACACACUGAGUGUCCAGUGUGAACCAGUGAAAUAUCCGGCCCAAGAAAUUGUUACCUGUAAGAAGUACGGUGAGGUGUUGGUCAACGAGACGGUGGACUGCUGUCAGAUAAAUACAUGUGUGGCCAAACCUGUUUGUGUCCACAACAAUACUGAAUACACGCUUGGGGAGUUUUGGUCGCCCCCUAGUGACCGCUGUGUGAAGUAUGAAUGCACAAAGACAAACAACCAGCUCAUCGUUGUGGAAUCCAAAUUGAAAUGCCCAGUGUUCCGUCCAGAGGACUGUGUCCCUGGAACUGAGAAAACUGAUGCAAAUGGAUGUUGCACAACCUGCACUUUAAGCAGUCACUGUGAUGUGAAGAACACCACCACCUACCUAGAGGUGAAUAACUGCAGGUCCUCUGUGCCGGUGGAAAUCUCAGCCUGCGGGGGAUCCUGUGGAACAUCUUCUAUGUACUCUGCAGAGAAAAACACCCUGAUGCACUCCUGCUCCUGCUGUCAAGAGAUGUCGACCAGUGAGAGGAAGGUGGAGAUGGUCUGCCCUGAUGGGAAGAAGAUCAUGCAGUCCUACAUUUACAUUGAUAAGUGUGGCUGCCAUGACUCUGAGUGUGACAAGAACAACCACUUAGAUUAGGCCUUGAAGAAUGAAGUCUUUUGAAGUGUUCUUAUUUACCUGCAUGGAAUAUUAAAUAGUUGUAUCUAAAGGGAACCAAUAGGGUCUGUCUCAUUAUCAUAUAGGCUACUUUCAUGAACUGCAUGUCCUUUCUCUCUACACUAUCAUAGACAUUAUGCAAACCUAUUAAACUGAUGAAGAAGCAUG
This is a messenger RNA of Oncorhynchus kisutch (coho salmon), 7884 nucleotides long. RefSeq names its product mucin-5B. The record is from RefSeq and is a predicted model, not a curated record. Gene Ontology annotation, molecular function: protein binding. Lineage: Eukaryota; Metazoa; Chordata; Actinopteri; Salmoniformes; Salmonidae. The transcript is spliced from 46 exons. Bases 49 to 7698 code for a protein of 2549 amino acids. Gene Ontology annotation, cellular component: extracellular matrix.